Messenger RNA from Danaus chrysippus (African queen), 933 nucleotides. The record is from the annotation of a GenBank genome assembly. Lineage: Eukaryota; Metazoa; Arthropoda; Insecta; Lepidoptera; Nymphalidae.
AUGUUUAUCUUUAUUUGUCUGCAGGUGGAACUACCUUUGAAGAAAGCGGCCGUGAAGCGAGCCCGGGAGUCUCCGCCGCCCGGGGGGCUCGUCACGCCUCAACCCUCGGACUCUGAGGGUGAGGAUGAGUGCUCCAAGAGGUCCCGCUGUGAGCUGGCGAGGCUGCUCCUCACCACUCCUCCGCCCGAGCCCUGCUGCCGGCCCUCGGUCAUCAUGCGCGCCCACAAGGACGGCACCUGCAGCCCCGAGCCGCUGCCCCCGCCGCCUCCCUCCAACAUGAACAUCCUCAAGACGCUCAAGUUCAAGAUGAACCGCGGCCACAGCUACUCCCAGACUCGGUACAUCGCCAGCCAGCUCCACAGCCCGCCCGCGCCGCCCGUCACUCCUCCCGCUAAGGUUGAGGAGCCGCGGGUCCCGUCCCCACACCCGGAGGUCCCCAGGCCCGAGGAGCGCGCGCCCCCUCCCCCCACAGCGUCCACCCCCGGCUGGGUGCCCCUCGCCCCCCGGCCCGCGCCCGCGAUGCUCGUCCCCGGCGCCCUCCUGCCCACCACCGCCUUAUGGCUGGUCGCGCCCGCGCCCGCAGCAAGGAGACGUCUCUACGAGUGUUCGUACCCCGGCUGCGGAAAGAACUACUUCAAGUCCUCACACCUGAAGGCUCACGCGAGAACACACACCGGCGAGAGGCCCUUCAAGUGUGGCUGGUCGGGCUGCGAGAGACGGUUCUCACGGUCGGACGAACUGUCGCGACACAAGCGGACUCACACCGGGGAGAAGAAGUUCGGCUGUCGAGUGUGUAACCGACGCUUCAUGCGGUCCGACCACCUCGCCAAACACGUGAAGAGGCACGCCAAGGAGCGGCCGCCCGCCCCGGUCGUGAGGCUGCUGCCCUCGCCAGCCUCCCCGCCCGCCGCGCUCAUGACGGUCGCCCAGUGA